CAGUCGCCGCAGUCGCAAUUUUCCGGUCGCAGCGAACAGACGCGUUUCCAUAUCGCUCCGUCGAGAGAGACACGGAUUUGUCGGCCGUUAGAAGUAGCUUAUAGUGGCCCAUAACGAAAUAGCAUCUCAUCAUCUUAGCCCGAAACUCCGAACGACUUGACCACAACAAGUGCGAUUGUUUCAUUUUCAUACAGUUCAUAGCCGCAGAGCAGUGUGCCACUCGGUCGCCGGUGUCCAGUGCCCUCGCCCUCCCCUUUGGCAGGUGUUGUUGUUACAGGUGAAAUUUCGCGUCGCGCCGUCGUGCCGGUUAGAUUAGCCUGACACCUUCGCUUCGCUACGAUUUCGAGAGUGCCCGCGCCAAAAAAUCCCGCUAAUUGGCUUGAUUUUCCUACCAUCUAAUAAAUAUCAAGUUUCAAUAAACGCCGUGUUUCGCUGCCAGUGGCGGAAGCAAGUAUAUAUAUCCGGACAUAGAAUAUAUACAUUUGCUAUUUGGCAACAGUCCAUCAUCGAGGGAGCUCUGCCUAUUUGCAUUUCAAAUUGUUUGCACUCUCGACAGCAAAGAAAGAAAAAGAUUUGUGAAUUUCUGAUCUGCGAGGGGAACCAAAGGCGUCUAACCAAAAGCCCGUCUUUGGCCGGUUGAGCGAUGUAAGCAGCGGCCACAGAAAAAAACGAGAUCAUCCGAGGAUUCAUCACCAGAUACAGGAAGAACAGUAUACAAAAAAAAAACCCCAUUAGUAACCGCCAGUAAACAGCAGAAGGAUCAUCAGGAUGAGUGGCAGCCAUAAAAUGUGGUGCUGUCAAGUAUUUAUCUUAGUUUUAUUUGCACACACAAUCCCGGCGGAGCUCCAUGUCAGUGCAGCGAGUGCCGGCAUCAGCUUCGAUGGUCCCUCGCCGGCCCAAAGUCCGGAUGCCUUAGCUCCAACGGCAAAGCCCAGGCGACGCAUGUAUGCCAUGUGCCCGCCGCAAUUCCAGCGCGUGGGCACCGAUUGCUACUCGCUGGUGGAGCAGCGCAGCAGCUGGCUGGAGGCGCACUUCUUCUGCAAGGAUAAAAACGCCAAUCUCACGGAGCCGGGCAAGCAUGCCGACCGCAAGCUCAGGCAGUUCCUACAGAAGCAGGACGCUCUGUCUGGAGAACGUGAUCCCAUCUGGCUGGGUGCCACCUAUGACCACCACAACAACAAGUGGCUGUGGAGCAUGAGCGGACGCAACUUGUCCUUCAACGCCUUCAGCCAAAAGGAUCCCACCUAUGUGCAACUUAUCUCCAACAGCAACCCGGUGGACAAUAACUGUGCUAUCUACGACCCGAGCCUCAAGUACCGCUGGUCAGCGCGUCCCUGCUCGGAUAAGUUGCGCUUCAUCUGCCAGCACAAGAUGCCGAAGGUGAGCGGCCCCAAUCGCUACAAAAUCUACAAUCGAUGGAACGCCACCUAUCCGAACGAGCAGGCCAACGAGGUGGUCCUGGAGAUUAUCGAUCCGCAUGACAACGAUCGCAGAUACCAUCGCCGUGUUAAGGCCGAGGGCAGCGACGAGGAGAUGAUCAUUCCCGCCCGCCGGCGCAAUAAUAAUAAUCGACGCAACAAGCAGCAGAGGAACCCGCAAAGGAACCGUCAGAACCAGAACCAGAACCAGCACCCCAAUGAUGUCAACUAUCAGCCAUCGCAGAUACGCAAACGACCUCGUGUCUCCACUGUUGCACCGCCUGUGGCUUCAUCAGCCGCUAAUCCUUCCAACGAUGUUCUGGCCCCCUCACCCACUCCCCAGCAGAUGACGCAGUACGACCGGAAGCUGCAGCGCCAGCGGGAACGUGAGCGUCGUCGCCAGCAACGCAAGAAGGAGCGCCAGGCUUUGGUCCGGCAGCAGCGUCGCGAGAAGCAACGUCGCCAGCGGGAGGAGCAGCAGCGUCUCCAGCGGGAGGAGCAGCAGCGUCUGCAGCGGGAAGAACAGCAGCGUAUGUUGCGGGAGGAGCAGCAUCGAAGACAGCAGGAUCAAGCGCCCAAGUCGCAAGAGGUUGAUGAACUGCGUCAGCGCUCCAGCGAAGACAAGGGAAACACCAACGAUAAGCUAAUGGAGGAGAAGGAAAAGCUGCGACAGGAGGAACAGGAAAAACAGCAGCAAGAGGAGGAGGCGCGGAAGCUUAAGAAUCAGCAUGACCACCAGCAGCAACAGCUGAAGCACCAGGAGCAGCAGCUUCGCGAACUGAAGGCGAAGCAGCAGCGCGACCAACAGGAACGGGAAUACCAGCAGCAGCUUCGUGAACGGGAACUGGAAGUGCUGAAGCAGCACCAGGCCGAGGCGGAGCGCCAACGGGCCGCCGACGAGGAGGCCGAGAAACUCCGCCAGGAGCGUAUCCAGAAACAGCGGGAGCUGGAGGCCAAGGAGCGACAACAACGGGAGGAGGAGCGUCGUAAGCAGCGUGAAGAGCAGGAGGAGCAGGACCGACUGAAUGCCGCCAAGCGGCUGGCCGAGGAGCAGCGGCAACGCGAGGAGUACGAGAAGCGACUGCAGCAGGCCAAGACGGAUCGGGAGAAGCAACUGGCCGAGGCACGCGAGGCCAAGCGCCGCGAAGAGAUGGAGCUGCAGGAGACGCUAAAGCGGCAGGAGAAGGAGCGUCAGGAGCAGAUCCGACGCGAGCAAGAGGAAGAGGAGAAGCGCCUGGAGCUCAAGCGACUGGAGGAGACGCGCAUCUUCGAGGAGAAGGAACUGAACCGGCUGCACGAGGAGAACCAGAAGCGCGAAGAGCUGCAACGCCAGCGCGAACGGGAGAUUGCGCAGCGUGAGGAACUCGAGAAGAAGCUGGCCGAGGAGGAGGCGCGCCUGGUUAAGGAGGUGAGCGCUGAGGCACGUGAGGUGAAGCAGCGCCUAGAAGAGGAUAUCCGCCAGGCGGAAGAGGCUCGUCUGGCCAAGGAAGCUGAGGAGCGGGCCGCCGAAGAGGCCAAGGCCGCCGAGCAGAAGCGCCGCCUGGAGACGGCCAAGAAGCUGGCCGACGAGGAGGUCAAGGCCAAGCUGGAGAAGAAGCGACAGGACUAUGCAAGCCGCAUCUCGGCCCUGAGUCCCGAGGACCAGAAGAAGUUCAUCGAGAUGCGGAAGCGGCGCAAGCAGCUCAAGGAGCAGAAGGAGCGCGAGCGCAAGGAGAAGGAGCUGAAGAGGAUACAGCACGCCAUGCGGCUCAACGAUGCCGAGUAGAACAGUCCUCGAUGCUUCGCUUCGAGGAUCCCCACGAGUCCGAACCCACAACUAACCAAUAACUAACACACGAGACACAUAUCGAUCAAAUUGGUUCCGCAUACGCACCGUUGCCCAGUCGACAACACACCUUUUCGAUUGCUUUUCUUUGUGCCAACGAUGCCGAAGAGAAACACACGCAAAAGUAUUAUUUACCAGAAGAGAUGAUGAUGAUAGAAAGGAGGCAUCCUUGACCGCUGCGAAGCUAAUUAUAUUCGGUUAAAAAGGGGAAUCAGAUUUCAGAUUGCAUUUCGAUCGAGCGCAGGAAACCAGCCCAAUCUCCAAGCACUUCGCUAAGCUCUUAGUACUGUACAGUAAAUAUAUAUACUAUAUAUAUAGGUCUAGGAUAUAGACACCACACACACACACACUUACGAUACACCAACGCACAACCGCACCACACCCCACACAAACAAAAACACACGGCAACCAGUCACGCACGUUUCCUUAAUAACCGAACUAGAAGUUAGCCACCAAUUUUAGAGAGAAACCCACAAGCCCCACAAAUCGAGGGAACUUUUAACUCAAGCACACGGAACUAGAGAAGAUGGAAAGGAAAGAAGAAGCUCCUCCUCCAGGCUCGGACCAGGUCCUGCUCCUGCUCCCACUCCUGCUCCUCCUCCUCCCACAACUCGUUUUGCCUAAGCCAAGCAAUACUUUACUAAGAAUCUUUUUGGAUAACAUCAUGGAUGGUUUGGCCAUUUUACUAACUUCUUAGGUUACAAAACUAUACUUUACACACACAUUUGUAUAUGUAAUAACUAAAAGUAUGUUUAAAUGUAAAUUUUUAUGUAUUUUUUAAUACCUCAACAACAACAACAUGAAAGAGAAAAAGGAAAAUUAUCGAACCCCCAAGGCGACUUUCAGUGCGUUCUUUGUUUCGUUCUAAAGAAUGAAAAUUGAAAGACGGGAAGGCCAAGGCGGUUGAGCAUAAUGAAAUCGAAAUGAAAAAGCAAUUUUAUAUAGCCAAGUAAAUGCAUUUUAAUAAUAGUAAACUAACC
This is a messenger RNA of Drosophila serrata, 4223 nucleotides long. RefSeq names its product regeneration (gene rgn). Gene Ontology annotation, biological process: negative regulation of canonical Wnt signaling pathway. NCBI's taxonomy places the organism in Eukaryota, Metazoa, Arthropoda, Insecta, Diptera, Drosophilidae. Gene Ontology annotation, cellular component: non-motile cilium; cytoskeleton. The record is from RefSeq and is a predicted model, not a curated record.